AUGGCGUUCUGGCCUCCACUGCUGGCGGAUUUAGUAGUGGUGUCCGGGUCCUGCAUCGCGGGUACAGUUAUAUUCUUCGUGGCUGUUCGGAUCACGAGCUUCAUCAACCGCGCUAUGUCAGAGGCGCUCUGUGGUCAUGCGGCUGCGUUCUUAUUCAUGAGCUCGACACAGUUCCACGCGGCGGCACCAUCGAUGUCGAGCACCGGCACCAACCAUUCGACCCUGAUCACCACCAUGAGGUCAAGAAGCAAACAUCUGAUGUCAAGCGGCGUACCCGGAGCUGUGGCAGGCGUGGUCAUACCCUUCUUAAACCGUCUGCGGUCAUGCAUGUUUCACCCGGGACGGACCAAGAAAUCACACCCGCAAUCACGUCCCCGUCAGCAACACAAGGAGGAGCAGCAGGAGGCCAUCAACAGCCUUAGCAGUGAUCUAGAGGACUACGAGGUCGUGACCUGCACGGCCAAGUCUGAGAGAGUUGCCGAGAAGAUCAUCAACCACAAAGUCAGCUCAGUUGGUACGAACAAGUCGAGGGUAUUGCCGACGCUAUGUUAGCAUGAGAGAGAACAACGAGCGUCGGGUACAUAGUUUCUGAAUUUGCAAUCAAUGUGCUCCUU
Ectocarpus sp. CCAP 1310/34 is the source of this 614-nucleotide messenger RNA. NCBI's taxonomy places the organism in Eukaryota, Phaeophyceae, Ectocarpales, Ectocarpaceae. The record is from the annotation of a GenBank genome assembly.